AUGAAGCUCACUUUCAAAGAUUUGAAGCAGCAAAAAUUCGUCAUCGAUGCAGAACCUUCGGAAACGGUCGGACAAGUGAAGGAAAAGAUCUCCAAGGAAAAAGGAUGGGAGGUAUCUCAACUGAAGCUCAUCUACUCUGGCAAAAUUCUCCAAGAUGAUAAGACAAUCGAAACAUACAACAUUGAAGAGAAGGGAUUUAUAGUGUGCAUGGUAUCAAAGCCCAAGGCUACCUCCGCUGCCGCUACUCCUUCACAAGCCCCUUCGACGCCGUCGAGAGCUGUUGCUUCGACACCGGCUGCUCCUCCCGCCCCGGCCCCGUCUGCUGCCACUUCUACCCCCGCUGUACCUGCGACGCCCUCGCCUGCGGCCCCAGCCCAGCCAUCCGCGGAUACCCCAGUUGCGUUCAAUGAUCCAUCCGCAUUGCUUAGUGGUGCUCAGAGCGAGGCGGUCGUUGCUCAAAUGGAAAGCAUGGGUUUUCCUCGAAGUGAUAUCAAUCGCGCCAUGAGGGCGGCUUUCUUCAACCCCGAUCGCGCUAUCGAGUAUCUGCUGAACGGAAUUCCGGAAACCAUUCACCAAGAGCAGCAGCAGCAGCAGCAGCAGCAACAGGCUGGUGCUGGCGCUGCCGCCUCGCCUCCUGCUCCCUCGGCUCCUUCGGGAGAGAGCGUUCCAUCCUCUACCGGUGGCGAUGAGCCAGUCAAUUUAUUCGAAGCCGCUGCACAGGCUGGUACAGGAGAGGGUGCUGGUCGUGGCGCUCGUGCAGGUGUUGAAGGAGCUGGAGAGGCACUUCCCAAUCUCGAAUUCUUGCGGAACAAUCCCCACUUCCAGCAGCUCCGCCAGUUGGUCCAGCAGCAGCCGCAGAUGUUGGAACCCAUUCUUCAGCAAGUCGCCGCCGGCAAUCCUCAGAUUGCCCAGCUGAUUGGACAAAACGAGGAGCAGUUCCUCCAGCUCCUGAGCGAGGAGGAUGAUGGUGCGCUCCCUCCAGGCACCCACGCAAUUAGUGUGACAGAAGAGGAGAGAGAUGCCAUCGAACGUCUUUGCCGGCUUGGUUUCUCUCGAGACUUGGUCAUCCAGGCCUACUUUGCGUGUGACAAGAACGAAGAGCUUGCGGCCAAUUACUUGUUUGAGAACCCCGACGAUCCUGAUGACCUGUGA
Messenger RNA from Aspergillus clavatus NRRL 1, 1152 nucleotides. RefSeq names its product putative UV excision repair protein (RadW). Gene Ontology annotation, biological process: proteasome-mediated ubiquitin-dependent protein catabolic process; nucleotide-excision repair. The transcript is spliced from 7 exons. Bases 1 to 1152 code for a protein of 383 amino acids. Gene Ontology annotation, cellular component: cytosol; nucleoplasm. The record is from RefSeq and is a predicted model, not a curated record. Gene Ontology annotation, molecular function: damaged DNA binding; ubiquitin binding; polyubiquitin modification-dependent protein binding. NCBI's taxonomy places the organism in Eukaryota, Fungi, Ascomycota, Eurotiomycetes, Eurotiales, Aspergillaceae.